Messenger RNA from Rangifer tarandus platyrhynchus (Svalbard reindeer), 606 nucleotides. Lineage: Eukaryota; Metazoa; Chordata; Mammalia; Artiodactyla; Cervidae. The record is from the annotation of a GenBank genome assembly.
AUGAAAAAAGAACCAGCUUUACAGUUUCCAGGAAAAAAGAAUUUUAUUUUAACCAGUUUUCUCUGGUUCUACAGAAUAUCAUGGCCAUCCUGCAUCAAGUCAUCUUUCCUUUCUGUAGUCAUAGUUUUAUCCCUAAAUUAUAGACCAAACAGUGUUCAAAUUGACUCUGACAAAAGGGCAGAUGAGCUAAUAAAAAGCUUGGAUUGUCCCCGUGGGGUUGCUUUGUUUCCUCUGGCUGAAGUAGGGAGGCCGGUUGGCCUCUGCAAGAAGUGGGCGUAUGGGCAGAGCAGAGCGCAUCAGACCUGGGCAUUGGCUGCAGUUCACCUGGGUGCUCCAGCGGCCUGCACACCGCUCUCCGAAGUGGGCGUAGGAGUAGACCGCACCUGGCCUGGGUCAAGAGUGGAGCGCACCUGGGGGGCGCUUGUGCGCCUCUUCCCAGCUCCUAGCCAGUGGGUCCCGGGUGAGCUCUCAGGGGUCUUCAUUGCAGCUGGGAAUGCCCAUCUCGUGGGCUUCUGGGUCCUCAAUCGGCAUCCAGUGAGUGGAGCGGAGUGGGACUCGGUGGCACAAGGUGGAACAGGGAAACACGUAUUACACCUUUUCUGUUGA